CUCUCCAACACUUUCUCCUCCUCCGAUCCCUUUUCUUAUUUACAUGUUGGAAAUGCGCUAAUAAUUCUUCAUUCUGAAAGAAAGCAAGAAAGCAGAGAAACAUAUCAAGAAAAUGAAAGAAGGCGUUGAGCUAUUUUUCUUCCCUGCACUUGGAAUGGGCCACCUCUUAUCCGCAGUUGAAAUCGCAGAGCUCCUUAUCCACAGAGACCACCAUAUCUCCAUCACCAUCUUCAUCUUGAAACCACCUUUCGACCUCAAAAUCACCUCUUUCAUCCAAUCCCAAACCUCGCAAACGCGACUCAAGUUUGUUACACUCCCCAUUGACGAGCCCAUCGAUUCCACCAACAUUCCCACUCCUUCCAUGAUCCCCAUCGACCCUUUCAAGCCUCGAGUCAGAGAAUGCGUUCAAGAAACCAUCCGAACUGUACGCCUCGGCGGAUUCGUAAUCGACAUGUUUUCCACGGCCAUGAUUGACGUGGCCAACGAAUUCGGAGUUCCGACCUAUGUGUUCUACACCUCCGGCGCCGCCGUGCUCGGCUUCCUGCUGCAUAUGCCGAGCAUCACCGUGGACGAGGGUAUGGAGGAUUUAAGAGGGUACAAGAGGGAUCUCAAUAUCCCAGCUUACGUCAACCCUUAUCCCCCCAACCAGUUCCCCUCUGCUCUGCUAGACCAACACGGUUUCGCAAUGUUCCUCGCCAUGUCCAAACUGAUUAGUUCGACAAAGGGUGUACUUGUCAACUCCUUUCUUGAACUCGAAUCCCACGCAAUCAAGGCCCUCUCCCACUACCCAAACUCCCCUCCAGUAUACCCCGUCGGACCGAUUCUAAACCUGGCCGGCGCCGGUAAAGAUAGCCAACAGAUUUUGGAAUGGCUGGACGACCAGCCGGAGGGUUCCGUGGUGUUCCUUUGUUUCGGGAGCGAGGGUUACUUCCCGGAGGAGCAGGUGAAGGAGAUCGCUAUUGCUUUAGAGCGUAGCGGGAAGAGGUUCUUGUGGACACUGAGGUGUAUGCCGGAAAAGGGUUCUCUUAUUCCCGGGGAAUACAGCGAUCCCGGAGAAGUCUUGCCGAAUGGGUUCUUGGAAAGGACACAAGGAGUAGGGAAAGUGAUUGGGUGGGCUCCCCAGGUGGCCAUACUGAGCCACCCGGGGGUCGGGGGCUUCGUUUCACAUUGCGGGUGGAAUUCGACACUCGAGAGCAUCUGGUUCGGGAAGCCAAUGGCGGCAUGGCCUAUUGCCGCGGAGCAACAAGCCAAUGCGUUUCAAAUAGUGAAGGAGAUAGGAAUAGGGGUAGAUCUUAAGAUGGAUUACAAGAGGGAUUUCAAGGAUGCAACCAAAUUUUCAGAAAUGGUGAGGGCGGAGGAGAUAGAAAGGGGAAUCAGGAGUGUUAUGGAUCCUCUAAAUCCCAUUAGGUUGAAGGCCAAAGAAAUGAGUGAAAAGAGCAGAUCAGCCAUAGUGGAGGGUGGCUCAUCCUACACUAAUGUUGGGCGGUUCAUCCAGGAUGUCUUCAGCAACAUCAAUUAAUAUAUAGUUUGUCUAGCUUGCUUGGUUUUGAACCAGGGUAGCAAUCAUUAAUUUUCUUCUAGUUUCUAGAGUUCUCAAUGAUAUGCAUGCUAAUAAGGUUAAAAAGUUUAAAACUAAUUUGUACUAUCAAGAAGAGAGUCUUGAGCAAGUAAUGGUUGAUUGGUUCUUUGUUUGUUUAAAUAUAAUAUUUGUGUUUGUUUAAAGAGCA
Molecule: messenger RNA, 1727 nt
Organism: Ipomoea nil (Japanese morning glory)
Lineage: Eukaryota; Viridiplantae; Streptophyta; Magnoliopsida; Solanales; Convolvulaceae
Product: anthocyanidin 3-O-glucosyltransferase 2-like
Exons: 1
Coding region: 113-1519 (468 amino acids)
Molecular function (GO): UDP-glycosyltransferase activity
Source: RefSeq, a predicted model, not a curated record